Molecule: messenger RNA, 932 nt
Organism: Oppiella nova
Lineage: Eukaryota; Metazoa; Arthropoda; Arachnida; Sarcoptiformes; Oppiidae
Source: the annotation of a GenBank genome assembly
GCGACAACGCGUCGAUCGCCUGUCUGGUGGAGUCGGUUCCGGCGGCGGCCGUCAAUUGGGUGUCGAAGUCGCGCCCAAUGAAGAACAUGUCGUUAAUGACUUUCGGACGACAGAUGAUCAUCAUUAAGGAGGGCUCCGACGGCCCUUUCCAGCGAAGCUCUACCCUAUAUAUUAUGAAUGCGUUGGAAAAGGACGCCGGAAGUUACACGUGCACCGGUAGCAAUAAAGCGGGAACGGUAUCAUCAAAUCUAAGUCUAACAAUACUGAAACGACUGGCCAAUGGGGGUAACUAUACCGGUGAAGAAGUGGCGGGUAUGGUGUUGGGAACGAUAUUCAUAUUUCUGGUCAUAUUUAUCGGCAUUUGUGUUGUGGUGUUGCGAUCAAAGACUCGUUACGAAGACAUGAGUUCCGGCACUCGUGUCACUCAAACGGUGUCCGAAAAUAGGUGUCAAUCAGAUGAACGAAAACUAUUAUCGGUUCACAUGAAUCACAACUCGUAUGUGACAUCAGUGGCCACUACUAACCAUUUGGAGAUGAAAACCAUCGCCAAUAAUGAUAGCAAUCAUCAAAAUAAUGACAAAACCAGUGUUUCUAAUGAAGAAGACAAUUGCGUUAUAAAUACCACCACUUCCUCGACGUCCAGUUCUUCGUCAACGGCUCCUAAAUACCAGUCCCACCAAAGAAAUGAGGAAAUGUUUCGGCGCCGGGCCUCUGAUAUAUCCCAAGAGCUAAACAAACGGUUCAGUCAUCAAAAGCUGGUGAAUGGCGAACACAACAUCUCCUUACGAGACAAUCCUCAGCCAACUGUCCGCUUCUCAAACAACGCUACAAUAUAUAACUACCAGUGCCACAGGUUUGGCCACUCCAUGGAGUCACUCGACAGCGACACCAAUGGCUAUAACCAUAACAAUGGAUAUAAUUAUGCGAAUCAU